Molecule: messenger RNA, 3716 nt
Organism: Danio aesculapii
Lineage: Eukaryota; Metazoa; Chordata; Actinopteri; Cypriniformes; Danionidae
Gene: gramd4b
Product: GRAM domain containing 4b
Exons: 20
Coding region: 477-2333 (618 amino acids)
Biological process (GO): negative regulation of toll-like receptor 9 signaling pathway; apoptotic process
Source: RefSeq, a predicted model, not a curated record
CUCAUGACGCAUAAACUUUUAAUCAUGGAUUGACAAGAGUUAUGGGAUUAAUCUCCACCACCUCACUUGUUGAGGCUCACUAGGCCCUCUAUUGUUGACAUUUCUUCGAAAUAUUGAAUUCAUUCAAGCUCGCUAGCUGAAGACAAGUCUUGAGCGUGUGUUUUUGGUCUGGGGCGACUGUCAAUCAUCGGCCCCUUUAAGAGCGUCUGUCGCUGUCAUUGACGAAAUUUCCUGCUGUGAAGUGAGUGAGUCUCUGGAUAUCAACAACGAAGUGAAACCUACUGGUGAUGGUUUGCAGUUUGCACGCGGGUUUUUGUGCGCAAUAACGCUGGAAAUUACAUCUGACAGCUCAGGGGGUCGCAUUGGUGGAUCAAUGUAUCUACUCAAGCAUUUUACGCUGGAUUUCUCCUCAAGCUGGUAGCAGGUGGUGGCGGUGGCGGCGACGGAGGAGCUCUUAUAUUGAUGCCUUCCUGUUAAUGAAACUUAAUUACGAAUUGCGUGCUAGGGUUGCCACCCGCCAUGUUAAGAUAAAGACACAGAUCUCUGUGCUGAACAUGCUAAAGCGAUUGGAUAAGAUAAGGUUCAGAGGACAGAAGCGAGAUGAGUUCCUGGACCUUGCCGAAUCCCCCAACGCAUCUGACAGCGAAUGUAACGAUGACAUCCCAGUAAAACACCGGAGCUCCCUCAAAGAUACAGAAGAGCAGCGAGACCCUGCUGGAUCAGGGACGCUUACCAUGUCUGCUGCGCCCAUCCAGGACUACAAGAUGACUGAUGCAGACCCGCUCAGUGAGGUCAAAGGUCACCUGGAGAUAGCCUUACUGGAAAAGCACUUUCUUCAGGAAGAGUUGAGGAAACUGAGAGAAGAGACUAAUGUCGAGACCCUCAAACAGGAACUGGAGAAGGAGAAGUCCAAAAGAGUGGAUCUCGAACAAAAGAUGAAUGACAUUCUCAGAUCCAGGCUAGAAGAUUCACCUCCUCCACCUCCAAAACCACAAGUUGCUUCUCUCAAUGGAACAGGGGACAAGCAGAAGGAGACGUUCCGCUCUCGCGUCUGGAAAUGGCUCUACGAGCGUUUUGGUGUUUAUAUUGAAGAUUUCCGCUUUCAGCCUGAGGAAAACACAGUCGAGACUGAGGAACCACUAAGUGCUAAAAGAUUAACUGAAAAUAUGAGACGACUCAAACGGGGUGCUAAACCUGUCACGAACUUCAUGAGGAACCUUUCUGCCUUAUCCAGCUGGCACUCGGUCUACACGUCAGCCAUCGCCUUUAUUAUCUAUAUGAAUGCUGCGUGGCACGGCUGGGUUCUGCCCAUGUUCCUAUUUUUAGCCAUUCUGCGGCUGUCCUUGAAUUACCUCAUAGCGAAAGGUUGGAGGAUUCAGUGGAGUAUCGUGCCUGAGGUCUCCGAGCCUGUGGAUCCUCCAAAGGAGGAGUUGACUGUCUCCGAGAAGUUUCAGUUGGUGCUGGACGUGGCACAGAAAGCUCAGAAUCUGUUUGGUAAGAUGGCAGACGUGUUGGAGAAGAUCAAAAAUCUCUUCAUGUGGGUUCAGCCUGAAAUCACUCAGAAACUGUAUGUUGGUUUAUGGGUGGCCUUCAUUGCGUCCUGCUUGCUGCCAUACAAACUCUUGGGCUUCAUGAUCGGGAUUUACGCCGGCAUCAAAUUCUUCAUCAUUGACUUCAUGUUCAAGAGCUGCCCGAAACUGAGGGACAAAUACGACACUCCGUACAUCGUGUGGACCACUUUACCCACAGACCCACAGCUGAAAGAGCGCAACAACACCACGCUCAGCAGACGACUCUCUGGCUUUGAAAAGCAGAUGCAGCCGGUGGUGGCACGGAGCGGUCAGUCCACCAGCAUGUCAUGUGGGAUCGGUCGAGAAGAGGAAAGCGGACGGGCCUACAACACCAAAAGAGGCCCUUUUCAUGAAGUCUUCAACCUGUCUGAGAAUGAGCGCCCUCUUCCAGUGUGUGAAAACGGCUGGCGAUGCUGCUUGAUCAACAGAGACCGAAAAAUGCCGACUGAUUACAUCCGCAACGGUGUCCUCUACGUCACGGAAAAUUACCUGUGUUUCGAAAGCUCCAGCUCUCGCGCAACCUCCUCGAAGAAGAAUAAAGUCAUCAAGCUGCAGGACAUCACAGAUAUUCAGAAGUACAAGGUGUUGUCAGUAUUGCCAGGAUCUGGGAUGGGGAUCUCAAUUACCACACCAUCUACUCUAAAGCCUCUAGUGUUUGGUGCCAUGAUUCAUCGGGACGAGGCCUUCGAUGCCAUUCAUUCUCAAUACACCAAGAUCAUGAGUUCCACAGCAGCUCCUACAGUCACAAACCCAGAGACAUAGCCGGAUCUACACAUGAUGUAAGGUAGUUCAUAAGGCAGUCCUAACCCUAAUGUAGCACUAUCCUAGUGGAGACGACUGCUUCCAGAAGUCCUCCAAAAACCCAGAACCAUGGAUCUGAGGAGGAGAAACUGCAAAGAAACUCUUUUUCAUAUUCUCUUUUAGAUUGAGUAUUAGUGUUUUAUAAUAUGUCCUCUCAGACAGCGUACUAUAAUCUUACACAAGUGUUUGUCCAGAUGGGUGUUGUUUUUUUAAGGUUAGGGGUCAGUUAUGCUUCUUACUCUCAUGUCCUGUGUCCUAUUACAGUGAAACGGCCCUUCAGACUGGAGCUGGUUCUCCUUUGAGGGCUUUGUGUGAUUCGUGUAGUCAGACCGUAUAAUCGUCUACGAGCUUACCGCCAUUUUCACUUAAUUGCAUCACCGCUGGCCUUGCACAAAGAAACACUGCACUUAGUGUUGUUGAGAGCUUUUAGAUGUGAUUUAGGGGGAAAAGGAACUUACUUAAAUCCAUAUGCGCAAAAGCAGCUCGCAACUGCCGACCACCGUUCUUCGGGACGCGCCAACUUUCUCUCCAGUAUUUGUGAUACUUGUGUUAUUGACAUCAUGAUAACCUCAUACUUAAAAGGAGUAGUUCACAUAAAGAUCGAACUUUUGCUGUUUACUUUCCCUCAUGUGGUUUUAAACUCAUAUGACUGACAUUUCUGCAUAAAACGCAAAAGGAGAUAUUUAGAACUCAUGUCCAAGCUGCUCUUUUAUGUGUGAUGAACGUCAGUUUUUAAAGAGGUAAUUCACCUGAAAUUUGUAUUUACUCUCCCACAUGUUGCAAAACUGUAGGACUCAUUUUUAUUUAGUUUGUGGAAUGCUAAAUAAACUAUUUUUGUCAAUACUUAGGGUCCAAAACAGCACAUUUUCCGAUAUGAUUUAGAAAAUAUCUAGUUUAUGCAUUCCACAUAUUAAGUCUAACAGGUUUGGAACAACGUGGGGAUUGAAUGUUAAUUUUUGUUUGUUUGAUUGUUUGUUUGUGUUUUUUAAGAGGUUAACAAGCCACUUAAAAAGCUCAUUACUGGUUAAAAACAUCAUCAGGGGGAAUAAAUAAUAAUUAUUUUUAAUUAAAGCACAAAAAUAACCACUGGUCUUAUCCAUUAAAUUAAUGUGCACAAAUAAUAGACUGUUCAAAAUAAACAUAUUAGCUAUUAUUUCUCAGUUCUCAUCAUUGUACUCAUUAAUUAUUGAAGUAUUUAAUGCCUUUUUAAAUGUGUUCGUUUAGUAAUAUUGCUCCUCAAAAAUAAGAUCUGAUCAUUUCAAGGGAUUGUUCACUCAAAAAUGAAAACUUGCUGUUUAUUUCCUCACCCUCAUGCCAUCAAAUAUGCACCGUGGAUGCUUUUUU